UUCUUAUAAUUUUAAAGGUAGCAGUGAUGGUUCUGAACUCAGUGAAGAGACUUCCUGGCCAGCAUUUGAAAGGAACAGGUUGUACCAUUCUCUCGGUCCGGGAACAAGAUUGUCACGAAAUGGCUAUCGAGGCCACAUGAAGGCCAGCAGCUCUCUAGAAUCUGAAGAUUUGGCUGUUCAUUUGUAUCCAGGAGCAGUUACUAUUCAAGGUGUUCUCAGGAGGAAGACUUUGUUGAAAGAAGGCAAAAAACCUACAGUAGCGUCUUGGACAAAAUACUGGGUAGCACUGUGUGGAACCCAACUCUUUUACUAUGCUGCGAAAUCUCUGAAGGCUACAGAGAGAAAACAUUUCAAAUCCACGCCGAGUAAGAAUGUGUCAGUGGUGGGCUGGAUGGUGAUGAUGGCAGAUGACCCUGAGCAUCCGGAUCUCUUCUUAUUGACUGAUUCUGAGAAGGGAAAUUCAUAUAAAUUUCAAGCUGGAAACAGGAUGAAUGCAAUGCUGUGGUUUAAACACCUGAGUGCUGCCUGCCAAAGCAACAGACAACAGGUUCCUGCCAACUUGAUGACCUUUGAAUAAUAGUGUAAUUUAAAACAGAAAAAGAACAAUUUGAACCAGCUCAUAAUUGAGAACGAGGUCUUGAUGAAAAAUGUGCCAGCUGUAUUCUGUGCCAGAGCAGAGCCUGUCAACUUGAUCUCUGAACAAUGGAGCCCUGAACAAAACCACUAAUGGUUGGGGAGCAGAGACCCCACAUUAAAAAUGGAGUUGCAACAUGAAUUGCCAUGGACCGUGCUUCGUUAUAUUCUCUGAACUGACCUGUGGAAACCACUGCCUUAAAGAGUGAAAGGAAAAACAACAUGAAACACCAAAUAGUGUGUGUGAAACUUCUGGCGGUGCUGUGCUUGAGUUAAAUAGAUUGUAGCUAGUUUGAGCUUCUUUUAACUUUAUACUAAUUUUGAAAAUAACUCACCUUUUUAGGUAUUCUUAAGAAAACAAGUAAACUGGUGUUUAAGAGUUGUAUCAAAAGCUGUGUCUGAACUGGGUGAAAGAGGUACUACAUGUUCUAGAGAUGUUGCUUAGUCUGUACCAGGAGUUCUUUAUGGGAGCUUGUCCUAGGCACACAUAGCCUGGAGCAAUGUUAUUUCUCUCAGACCUACAAGUAUAAGAAAUGUAACAACUGCAAGUUUAAAAUACCAGUAAGCUUGCAAACCUUAGUACUGUAUGGGAGCUGUAUUCCCUGCCAGUGGCACAAAGGCUGAGCACUUACACACCAAAAAUUUUUUUGGUAUGUUGUUACCUAAUUCCUGGUUAAAAACGCAGUUCACGUGUUUUGGGUGGUCAGUGUGUGUGUGUGGAAGAGACAAAACUGAAAGCACUGUUAGGUCAGAACUGAGUGUUUUCUUCUUCCCAUUUGUUUCUGCACAUGUUACUCUCCUACAUACAAAGGUUGAAUGACAACAAAACCAACACCUGGGUACAGCUCACCGAGAUAUUGUACUUCUCUGGGUAUCUGUUAAUUAUCAGUUAGGGACCACUGUUAGUGUAUGGUGUUUCAUAUAAUAUCACUUAAGAUCUAAGUUUAAAAAAGAUAGAGGCACAAUUCCAAGCUUUGAUGUUCUCAUUUGGCAAUAAUUGAUUUUAGUAUCUGUCUUGGUCAAAAUAGUUGACAUUGUGUGGUAUUGAUAACAUGGCCUAAAGCAGACCUUAUAUACAGAAGCUCUUUUGAUCUUCAGGCAAACAAUUAGUUUAUUAGAAAGUAGGAUAAGCUAAGGACAGAAAAGGUGUGCUAUUAUCAAAAUUCCAGCCUUGACGGGAAUAAUUCUUGGUCACUGAAUUUACUCACAGAGAAAAACAUUAUGGUUGUAAAAAGGGAGCCAUGCUUUAUAUGUGUGUUUUAUGCUGAAGACUUUGAUUCUUGCUUUGAGUUUCCUUGACGUCACCUAGAUAUAGUUUCCUGGAUAAUCAGUCUUUCUUUAAUCUUCAAAAACAUGAUCUCUGCAAAGCAAGGAAACGUUGUCCAAAAUAUGACUCCGAUAUCAGAACUUUGAAGACUGUGAAAAAGUAGUAAGUGUUCCAUUGACAUUGUGGUUUAGUGGCCGUAAAUACGCUUGCAGAUUCCACCUUGAAAUAUGCCUUUUAAAAAGAAACAAGCUACUGCCAGUCUGUAGCAGAGUUCUCUGACUGUCCUAAUAAAGGUUUCUACUAGUAGUUAUUAUUU
Messenger RNA from Antrostomus carolinensis (chuck-will's-widow), 2216 nucleotides. It is a transcript of the gene RALGPS2, whose product is annotated as Ral GEF with PH domain and SH3 binding motif 2. Bases 137 to 577 code for a protein of 146 amino acids. The transcript is spliced from 7 exons. The record is from RefSeq and is a predicted model, not a curated record. Lineage: Eukaryota; Metazoa; Chordata; Aves; Caprimulgiformes; Caprimulgidae.